Molecule: messenger RNA, 1827 nt
Organism: Symbiodinium sp. CCMP2592
Lineage: Eukaryota; Dinophyceae; Suessiales; Symbiodiniaceae
Source: the annotation of a GenBank genome assembly
AUGGCUCUGUUGAGGAGUAUGGCAUUCUGGCCUCCACAUUCCUACAGCGAGGCCAACUGGAAGCUUGCUUUGAAGGUUGGCGAGACGAAGACCCUGGGAUUCUCCAGCCCGCUCUGGACCAACACCGAAUUGCUUAACGAAGCAUCGGUUGUGGACACCAUCGAGGAUGCCAAGUAUAAGGAAUUCAACACGGAGCCCUUCAAGCGGAUUCGCAUGUGCGUCGGGAGCCCGGAAUCCAACUGCGUGGAGCACGUCUUCUCCAAAGCGUACGACAGCGCCAGGGCCCUCUUCAGCGCCGGUUACAUUCGAGACGAAAAUGUGGACAAGGAUGGCAUUCUGAGCAGCUUCAGCCCCCCGGAAGACACGUACCAGGCUCGUUGCCCGAUGCAGAGGCCCGGCUUCAACAUUGAGUGCAGAGACGGCAACAAAGCUCGUUGGGGUUUCUGCUUGAACUGCAACAACCAGGGUUGCCAAAACGCCGACACCGACGAUGCGGACGCCGCCAUCGGCAUUGGAAUCGCAGGACAGGCCACGGAUACUGAGCUUGGAGCAGGUUGGACCAGGUUUUUCACUACCACGGACAACAGGUGCGGCAAAGCUGGGAAAACCUUCAAGCCCGUGUGGCUUUGGGUCGACAGCCUCGCCAACUGGAAGCUUGCUUUGAAAGUUGGCGAGACGAAGACGCUAGGAUUCUCCAGCCCACUCUGGACCAACACCGCCUUGCUCAACGAGGCAUCGGCUGUGGAUACCAUUGAGGAUGCCAAGUACAAGGAGUUCAUCACGGAGCCCUUCAAGCGGAUUCGCAUGUGCGUCGGAACCGCAGAGUCCAACUGCGUGGAGCACGUCUUCUCACAAAAGUACGACAGCGCCAAGGCCCUCUUCAGCGCCGGUUACAUUCGAGACGAAAGCGUGGACAAGGAUGGCAUUCUGACCAGCUUCGGCCCUGUCAAAGGCUCGUACCGAGAUUGCCCGAUGCAGAGGCCUGGCUUCAACAUCGAGUGCAAAGACGGCAACAAAGCUCGGUGGGGUUUCUGCGCGAACUGCCCAAGCCAGCAGUGUCAAAACUCCGAUAGCAGCGAUGCGGACGCUGCUAUCGGCAUUGGAAUCGCCGGACAGAAAACGGACACUGAGCUUGGGGCAGGUUGGACCGCGUACUUCGCCCCAGGCGAGGGCAAGUGCAGUGCCACCAGCAAGACCUUCAAGCCCGUGUGGCUUUGGGUCGACAGCCUCGUGAACUGGAAGCUUGCGUUGAAGGUUGGCGAGACGUCGACACUGGGAUUCUCCAGCCCACUCUGGACCAACACCGCCUUGCUCAACGAAGGUUCGCCGGUGGGCGAGAUCAAAGAUGCCAAGUACAGCCAGUUCAACACGGAGCCCUUUAAGCGGAUUCGCAUGUGCGUUGGAAGCCCGGAGUCCAACUGCGUGACCCACGUCUUCUCCCAAAGGUACGAGAGCGCCAAGGCCCUUUUCAGUGCCGGCUACAUUCGAGACGAAAGCGUGGACAAGGAUGGCAUUCUGAGCAACUUCGGUCCCGUCGAGGGCACAUACCGGGAUUGCCCCAUGCAGAGGCCUGGCUUCAACAUCGAGUGCCACCAUGGCAACAAAGCUCGGUGGGGCUUCUGUAAUAACUGCAAAAGCCAGCGUUGCCAGAGCGACGACGACGACGAUGCGGACGCCGCCAUCGGCAUUGGCCUUGCGGGACAGGGAAUGGGCGGCACGGAGCUUGGGGCAGGUUGGACCAAGUACUUCACCUCCACGAGCACCGGCUGCAACGGCGGCGCGACCUCCAAGUCCGUGUGGCUCUGGGUCGACAGUCUCGCAAGUUGA